CGCACUCAUCGACGACCGUUCUCCUCAAGACCAAGACGCACGAAGAACGAUGGUCAAUCUCCGGUCACAAAAACGCCUCGCCGCGUCCGUAGCUGGCGUCGGCAAACGAAAAAUCUGGCUCGACCCCGCUGAGCAAGCUGAAAUCGGGAACGCCAACUCCCGCACCCACGUCAAGAAACUUAUCAAGGAUGGCCAGGUCAUCAUCAAGCCUACCACCGUCCACUCCCGCGCACGCACGCGCGACCUCCUCGCUGCCAAGCGAAAGGGCCGCCACACCGGUCCUGGUAAGAGGAAAGGUACUUCGGAGGCGAGGAUGCCUGGCAAGGUUAUAUGGAUGAGGAGACAGAGGGUUCUCCGAAGGCUGCUUAGGAAAUACAGAGAGGCUGGCAAGAUCGAUAAGCACCUCUACCACGUGUUGUACCAAAAGUCCAAGGGUAACGUCUUCAAGAACAAGCGUGUGCUCAUGGAGUACAUCCACAAAGCCAAGGCCGAGAAGUCCCGCACAAAGGUCCUCUCAGACCAAAUGGAGGCUCGCCGUGUCAAGAACAAGGCUGCUCGGGAACGUCGUGCCGCUCGCAUCGCCGAGAAGCGACAGGGUAUCACCGCUGUCGAGCACGAGACUGCCCAGGAGUAAAUGUAAGGGGGAUAUCGGUAUUACGGGGAAAAUUUACCUUGUCUUUCCGUUCCUCUUUCUUUUUGCCUUGUAUGUCAUCUCACAUCCAUGCAUUUCGGUCUUCACUUGCUCGUUAUUACAACCAUCCCACCACCAACACAAACCAUAUGUAUCGACUGCUCGGGAAUGAUUAUGCCAGGUCUAUGCUCUCAUUUUAUGGUUUU
Molecule: messenger RNA, 837 nt
Organism: Laccaria bicolor S238N-H82
Lineage: Eukaryota; Fungi; Basidiomycota; Agaricomycetes; Agaricales; Hydnangiaceae
Product: 60S ribosomal protein L19
Exons: 5
Coding region: 50-634 (194 amino acids)
Biological process (GO): translation
Cellular component (GO): cytosolic large ribosomal subunit; ribosome
Molecular function (GO): RNA binding; structural constituent of ribosome
Source: RefSeq, a predicted model, not a curated record